This is a messenger RNA of Neltuma alba, 5976 nucleotides long. RefSeq names its product BEACH domain-containing protein C2. Bases 1 to 5649 code for a protein of 1882 amino acids. NCBI's taxonomy places the organism in Eukaryota, Viridiplantae, Streptophyta, Magnoliopsida, Fabales, Fabaceae. The transcript has 29 exons. Gene Ontology annotation, molecular function: protein binding. The record is from RefSeq and is a predicted model, not a curated record.
AUGCUAACAUGUGCCAUUAUGCUGUUCAAAUUGAUCAGUGAUGGUAUUGUUGUCGGGAUCAUAGCCCUCUUGGGUGCAUUAGUAGCUUCAGGGCAUCUGAAAUUUGACUCUCAUGCUGCUCCUGAUACAACAAGAAACCUUUUGGGCGUUGGACUGCAAGAUGGGGGUGGCACCAUGUUUGAUGACAAGGUUUCUCUUUUGCUUUUUGCCCUGCAGAAGGCUUUCCAAGCAGCUCCCAACAGGCUAAUAACUAACAACGUUUACACCACUUUGUUGGCUGCCUCGAUCAAUGCCUCUUCAAUGGAGGAUGGUUUGAACUUCUAUGAUUCUGGUCAUCGUUUUGAGCAUUCACAACUUCUGCUGGUGCUUUUGCGUUCUCUUCCCCAUGCACCCAGGCCUUUGCAGUGCAGAGCACUACAGGAUCUUCUAUUUUUGGCUUGCAGUCAUCAAGAAAAUAGAAGUAGUUUGACAAACAUGGAAGAAUGGCCUGAAUGGAUCUUGGAAUUGCUAAUUUCAAACAAUGAGAUGGCGCCAACCAAAUCUUCAAAUUCAACGAGUCAUGGAGAACUAGAGGACCUUAUACAUAACUUCCUUAUUAUCAUGUUAGAGCAUUCAAUGCGGCAAAAGGAUGGAUGGAAGGAUAUUGAAAUGACAAUUCAUUGUGCAGAAUGGCUUUGUAUUGUCGGCGGAUCUAGUAUAGGAGAACUUCGAAAAAGACGUGAGGAAUCAUUGCCUAUAUUUAAGAGGAGGCUCUUAGGUGGCUUGUUGGACUUUGCUGCUCGGGAAUUGCGGCUUCAGACUCAAAUUAUUGCUGCGGCUGCUGCCGGUGUGGCAGCUGAGGGGUUGUCCCCAGAAGAUGCUAAGGCAGAGGCUGAUAAUGCUGCUCAGCUUUCUGUUGCUUUAGUAGAGAAUGCUAUUGUGAUACUUAUGCUUGUUGAGGAUCACUUACGGUUACAAAGCAAACAAUUCUCUUCUGCACGUGUUGUAGAUACUUCUCCAUCACCCCUUUCUGGGUUGUAUCCGUACAAUAACAGCUCAGCCUCAUUGUCUACAAUUGGAGAAUCAACAGAAGCUGUGGAAAAUCGAAGAUCUGUACUUAGUGAUUCUGUAGGACUCCCUUUAGAGAUCCUUUCUUCAAUGGCUGAUGCGAAUGGUCAGAUCUCUUCUUCAUUGAUGGAAAGGCUUACUGCAGCUGCUGCGGCUGAACCAUAUGGAUCUGUUUCUUAUGCUUUUGUGUCAUAUGGGUCUUGUACUAAGGAUAUAGCUGAUGGCUGGAAAUAUAGGAGCCGUUUGUGGUAUGGUGUUGGCCUUCCAUCAAAGACAGUGCAAUUUGGCGGCGGUGGGAGUGGAUGGGAUUGUUGGAACUCUGCUCUAGAGAAAGAUGCUGAUGGCAACUGGCUUGAACUUCCUUUGGUAAGGAAAUCUGUGGCAAUGCUUCAAGCAUUAUUGUUGGAUGAGUCUGGGCUUGGUGGUGGUCUUGGUAUUGGUGGAGGGUCAGGUACUGGAAUGGGAGGGAUGGCUGCAUUGUACCAAUUGUUAGACAGUGACCAACCAUUCCUGUGCAUGCUUCGAAUGGUUCUUCUAUCGAUGAGGGAAGAUGAUGAUGGAGAGGAACAUAUGUUGAUGAGGAAUGCAACUGAGGAUGGGAUGCCUCAAGGAAGGAAACCCCGCUCUGCACUACUGUGGAGUGUUCUUUCACCUGUUCUCAACAUGCCAAUUUCUGACUCUAAGAGACAGAGAGUUUUGGUAGCCUGUUCGGUGCUUUAUUCUGAGGUAUAUCAUGCUGUGGGCAAAGACCAAAAGCCUCUUCGUAAGAAAUACCUUGAGGCUAUUGUACCCCCAUUUGUUGCUGUCUUAAGGAGGUGGCGGCCUGUUUUGGCUGGAAUUCAUGAACUUGCUACUGCUGAUGGUUUAAAUCCUCUAACUGUUGAUGAUCGUGCAUUGGCUGCUGAUGCCUUGCCCAUUGAGGCUGCUCUUGCUAUGAUAUCUCCGCCUUGGGCUGCUGCAUUUGCGUCUCCACCUGCUGCAAUGGCAUUGGCAAUGAUUGCAGCUGGGGCUUCAGGAGGUGAAGCCCCAGCCCCUGCAACAACUGCCCAUCUUAGGCGUGAUACCUCACUGCUGGAGCGCAAACAGGUUAGGCUCCACACAUUUUCAAGUUUUCAAAAGCCUCUAGAACUCGCCGGGAAAGCACCACCACUUCCCAAGGACAAGGCUGCGGCAAGAGCUGCUGCUUUAGCGGCUGCACGUGAUUUUGAGAGAUUUGCAAAGGUUGGUUCUGGACGAGGUCUUAGUGCUGUUGCAAUGGCUACAUCUGCACAACGAAGAAGUGCUGGUGAUGCAGAGCGUGUUAAGAGGUGGAGUAUCACUGAAGCUAUGGGAGUUGCCUGGAUGGAAUGUUUGCAGCCAGUUGAUACGAAAUCAGUGUAUGGGAAAGAUUUUAAUGCUCUGUCCUAUAAAUUUAUUGCUGUUCUUGUCGCCAGUUUUGCACUGGCGAGGAAUAUGCAACGGUCUGAGAUUGACAGGCGUGCUCAAGUGGAUGUAAUUACCAGGCAUCGAAUCCAUAAUGGAAUUCAUGCAUGGCGGAAACUCAUUCACCAGUUAAUGGAAAUGGGAAGUCUUUUUGGGCCUUUAGCAGAUCAGCUAAACAACCCACCUUGUGUUUUUUGGAAGCUAGCUUUUAUGGAAAGUUCUUCAAGGAUGAGACGAUGUCUGAGGAGGAAUUACGAAGGGACAGAUCAUUUAGGUGCUGCUGCUAAUUAUGAUGAUUAUUCUGUGGAGAGAAAGGACCAGAGUGCUCCAGUUUUGUCAGCAGAAGCAAUCUCAAUAGAAGAACUCGAAGAAGAUGACGAGCAUGCAGAAAUUACGGAUGGGAAUGGUGUGGUCGUUGAUAUUGAAUUGAAGGGAGAGAAUGAACCCAGAACUUCUGAAUCAGCUGAGCAAGCCCUGCAUGCAUCUAUUGAAUCUACUGGUGCUCAGCUUGCAAGUGAUGAAAAUUUUGUCCAGAAUUCAUCAGUGAUUGCCCCUGGGUUUGUUUUUAGUGAACUUGAUGAAAGAAUUGUUAUUGAGCUGCCGUCAUCAAUGGUCCGGCCACUUAAGGUUGUUCAGGGAACCUUCCAAGUAACCACAAGAAGGAUAAAUUUUAUAGUUGAUAACAGUGAGAUUAGCACCCCAAAGGAAGGGCUAGACCCCAGUUUUGAGGAAGGAGACCGAGAAAAGGACCGCAGCUGGUCAAUGUCAACUCUUCAUCAAAUUUAUAGCCGAAGAUAUCUCCUUAGAAGAAGUGCUUUGGAGCUCUUUAUGGUUGACCGAUCAAACUUCUUCUUUGACUUUGGGAGUAUUGAGGGGCGAAAAAAUGCAUAUCGAGCAAUUGUCCAAGCACGUCCUCCUCAUUUAAACAACAUGUAUUUGGCUACGCAGAGACCUGAACAACUUUUAAAAAGAACCCAACUUAUGGAACGCUGGGCAAGAUGGGAGAUCAGCAAUUUUGAAUAUUUAAUGCAGCUCAAUACAUUGGCUGGACGUAGUUAUAAUGAUAUCACUCAGUAUCCAGUCUUCCCCUGGGUCCUUUCUGAUUACAGCUCAAAGAGCUUGGAUCUUUCUAAUCCUUCGUGUUACCGAGAUCUGUCAAAGCCUGUUGGUGCACUGAACUCUGAUCGACUAAAAAAAUUUCAAGAGAGAUACUCUAACUUUGAUGAUCCAGUCAUCCCCAAAUUCCAUUAUGGAUCACACUAUUCGAGUGCAGGAACGGUCUUGUAUUAUCUUGUUCGAGUCGAACCAUUUACCACCCUUGCAAUACAACUGCAAGGAGGAAAAUUUGAUCAUGCUGAUAGAAUGUUUUCUGACAUUGGUGCUACCUGGAAUGGUGUUCUUGAGGACAUGAGCGAUGUGAAAGAAUUGGUUCCUGAGCUAUUUUACCUCCCUGAAGCUCUCACAAAUGGGAAUUUGAUUGAUUUUGGCACCACGCAAUUGGGAGAGAAGCUUGAUGCUGUUAAACUUCCUCCUUGGGCUGAGAGUCCAAUUGAUUUCAUCCAUAAGCAUCAGAUGGCGCUCGAGAGUGAAUAUGUAUCUGCUCAUUUGCAUGAGUGGAUUGACCUCAUUUUUGGGUACAAGCAACGAGGUAAAGAAGCUAUUGGAGCAAAUAAUGUUUUCUUUUACAUUACUUAUGAAGGAGCAGUGGAUAUUGAUAAAAUUUCUGACCCAGUGCAACAACGUGCUACACAGGAUCAGAUUGCAUAUUUUGGACAAACUCCGUCUCAACUUCUGACUGUUCCUCACUUGAAGAAGAUGCCAUUAUCAGAAGUUCUUCAUUUGCAGACAAUAUUCCGCAAUCCAAAAGAAGUCAAACCUUAUGCUGUUCCAGCCUCUGACCGCUGCAAUGUACCUGCAUCUGCUGUUCAUGCAUCUUCAGACAUGGUCGUGGUCGUUGAUAUGAAUGCACCAGCAGCUCGUGUCGCACAACACAAGUGGCAACCCAAUACACCUGACGGCCAGGGUACUCCGUUCCUCUUCCAACAUGGAAAAGCAACAGGCUCUGCUGGUGGGACACUUAUGCGCAUGUUCAAAGGCCCUGCAGGCUCUGAUGAAGACGGGCAUUUCCCCCAUGCACAAGCAUUUGCUGCCUCUGGAAUUAGAAGCACUGCCAUUGUCUCUGUUACUUGUGACAGAGAAAUUAUUACUGGUGGACAUGCUGAUAAUAGCAUCAGGCUGAUAUCCUCAGAUGGAGCUAAAACCUUAGAAACAGCCUAUGCGCACAGUGCUCCUGUAACAUGCCUUGGUCUUUCACCGGAUAGUAACUACCUGGUGACAGGAUCUCGGGAUACCACUGUGUUGCUCUGGAGAAUACACCGGGCACUCGUGUCAAGCUCAAGUAGUAUAUCUGAACCUUCGUCUGGCCCAGGCACUCAGCCUUCGACAAGCAGUAAUUCCUCAUCAAACUUGACAGAAAAGAAUCGGAGGUAUCGUAUUGAAGGUCCCAUACAUGUACUACGGGGGCACCAUAGUGAAGUCACCGGUUGCUGUGUCAGUUCAGAUCUAGGAAUUGUUGUGUCGUGUUCCCUUUCUUCAGAUGUUCUAUUGCACACUGUCAGAAGAGGACGUUUAAUUAGAAAACUAGUUGGCAUUAAGGCUCAUACCGUCCGCCUUUCCUCUGAUGGUGUUGUUGUGACUUGGAAUGAAUCAGAGCAUACUCUCAGUACCUUCACUCUAAAUGGUGUUCUAAUUGCUAAAAGACAAUUAUCUUUCUCUAGCAGGAUUAGUUGCAUUGAAAUUCCUGUUGAUGGGAAGAGUGCUUUAAUUGGAAUUAAUCCUCUAGAAAAUGGUGGUGUCUAUAAUAAUAGUUGGAACUUGGGCGAUGAUGAUGCUGAUUCAGAAUCAGAAAAAACUCAAGAAGGCAACAGAAUAAGUGUUACAUCACCAUCUAUUUGCUUCCUGGAUUUGCACACUCUGGAGGUAUUUCAUACAUUAACGCUGGGAGGAGGACAGGAUAUCACAGCUCUAGCUUUAAACAAGGAUAACACAAAUCUUUUGGUCUCAACUUUGGAUAAACAGUUGAUAAUCUUCACUGAUCCAUCUUUAAGCUUGAAAGUGGUAGAUCAAAUGCUGAAGCUCGGUUGGGAAGGUGAUGGGCUUACACCCCUUAUAAAGUCAUAGAUUUUAGGGCAUACAGAACUAAAUUACAGAUAUUCUAUAGACAACAAUUGUUAGGAAUCUUAGUUUUAAGGUUUUUGAGCUCGUGUUUGUGAGCAUUUUUGGUUGCAUCCCAUUGGUUCAGUGAUGUCUUGUAAUAUAUGUAUCAGACAAGUGUUAGCCCUGGUUAUAUAUAGGUCAAAUUUGUUGUAACUGUGGUUCUCUCUUUGCUCUCCCACUUGUACGCAGUAUUAGGGCAUUACAAGCUUCUGGACGAGGGCUGACCCAUUGAUUUGUUCUCAUUUUUUUAAUUAUAUUGAAUGAAAAUAUAAUGGCCUCUUGUUCGGGUAA